CAUCACCACUCACCCUCCUCAACCACAAACCCACCCCUCACAAUGCCCCCCGAAAUCGUCCCCUCAGACGAAGAAGAGUACCUCUCAGACGAGGACUCCGAUUUCGCGCCCGACGCCGUCCCAGCACAACCAGACUCAGACUCCGAGCCCGAAGAAACCAGCGCACCACAGAAGAAACGCAAACGAGCAGCAGAAGAGGAACCCGAAGCCGAAGAUCUCGGCUUCGAGAACUCGGGUGAUGAGGCUAUCAUCGGCGAUGGGUUGAAAGAGAAGAAACGGCGGAAGAAGAAGGGGAAGAAGGAUGAGGAGGAUGAAGGGGGCGAGGGGGGUUUUGUUAAGACGAGGAGUAUGCGGGCUGUUGAAGAAGUCAAGAAAAAACCGCUGGCAAAUACAGCAGCCGCAACGAUAGAUGUAGACGCCGUCUGGGCUGCCAUGCUAUCUGGGAAACCGGUAGUGGAACAAACAUCCCAACCCCAAUCUCAAUCUCAACCUAGCACCGAACCACAGGAAGAGAUUCGAAAAGAAGUCCGCUCCCCAAGUACAACGUUCGGCGAGGAGCCCAAAUCAAUGGUCAUGAUAAAGCGGACAUACACAUUCGCAGGCAAAGUCCACACCGAGCAAAAACUCGUCCCUCGAAACUCAGCCGAAGCCCGACUAUUCCUCGAAUCCCAAUCCGCGCCCUCCUCCUCCAAAGAAAAAGAAAAAGAAACCGAAAAGGCACCUCCUGACCUCACACCCUCAACAACACACCCCAACAAACGACCCCUCAAACUCGCCCGCCGCUCCAUCUUCGAGCCCGUGCCCGAAAACUUGCCCCAGAGAAAAGAUCUCCAUUUCGGGAUCCGGCGCUCCGAGACGGGCGUCGCGCUGGUGGAGGUGCGGACGGGCAAGGAGAAGAAGCUGAAUACGGUGGAGAAGAGCGCGAUGGAUUGGGCGAGUUUUGUCGAUAAGGAGGGGAUUAAGGAUGAGCUUGAUGCGGCGGGGAAGAGUAAGGGGGCGUAUAAGGCCCGGCAGGAGUUUUUGGCACGGGUGGAGGCGAAGAAGGUCGAGGAUGAGAGAAGGGCGAGGGGAUUGCCUGUUUUGUAGAUGGGAGG
Molecule: messenger RNA, 1094 nt
Organism: Mollisia scopiformis
Lineage: Eukaryota; Fungi; Ascomycota; Leotiomycetes; Helotiales; Mollisiaceae
Product: BCNT-domain-containing protein
Exons: 2
Coding region: 43-1086 (347 amino acids)
Source: RefSeq, a predicted model, not a curated record